UUUGUUGUUACCAAACCGGAUCUUGGAGUGUGGAACUAGUGAUGCUAGGUGCUAUACUUGGAUGUUAGUCCUUACUGGAUGUACAAUUAGGAGAUGAGAGUACCGAAUGUGUUUUGACAGUUCUGUGCGCGAUCAGAAGAAGAACGCGGAAGUGAAGAAUGGAGGCGAGCGAAUGGGAUCACGCGACCCUGAGGGAGGAGGAAUUUGAACAACAUGCUGUUUAUUUGGUACCGGAUGUUUCAGCAUCCCCGAACGAAUCGAAUCGAGCGGAAGCAUCACUUCCUAGAAAUUUGGUUCUUAAACCAUCUCAAGCUCUCAACGAUGCCUUGGGUGUCUGGAGUACGAGUUACAUCCCAAAAGGGACUCGCUUUGGACCUUUGGUUGGUCAAAAGUACACCAAGGAUUCGGUACCAGCUGAUGCGAACCGAAAAUAUUUCUGGAGGGUGUACAAGGACAACGAAUUGUUUUACUAUAUCGACGGUUACGAUGUCCAAAAAUCGAACUGGAUGAGAUAUGUAAAUCCUGCAUAUUCUUCAGAAUCGCAAAAUUUAAUAGCCUGCCAAUAUCAGACGCAUAUUUAUUUUUACACCAUCAAGCCUAUUUUACCAAAUCAGGAACUACUGGUUUGGUACUGUAAGGAAUUUGCCGACAGACUCAAUUACCCCGAGACUGGUGAACAAAUGCUUCAAAGAAUAAGACAACAAGUUCAACAAGCGACCCACCCAGCAGAAAUUCCCCCAACGGUGGAAAUUGUCUCCCCUCUCAAAGAUUCCACAAUCUACGAAAGGCGUUCCCAAAUGACCCCAACUGAUGGGUCCGUAAGGUCAGAUGAAGGUUACCACUCGAAUGGUUAUCACGACGAAAUUUUGACUCCCCCCGAAGAGAGCAGCGAAUCAGACUCCGAGAACUAUGUUCUCGAUUUUUCCAAAAACAAGGCUGCCGGAGAACCCUUGAAACAGGACUCCACAAUCGUGAAGAAUGAGUAUCGAAAAGUCAAAAUCAAAAUCACCAAAACGUACAACAACUUCCAAUCCACCAAAAAUCUGGACCAAGUCAAGGAGAAGGAUGAACUCUCGAGUAGAGCCGCAUCACCAGAGAUUCAAAAACCCUGUUCCCCAAUUCAAAAAUCCGGGAACCUUUCCGAGGAGGACCUGCCGGAAAAGAACAAACCUUUCUAUGAAGCAGAACCUAAAAACCCGCCAAGGCCCUAUCUCACAUCGAGCUCUAUUCUGGAAAAUAUUCUUCUGAGGAACAAUACUGACAGCAACAACAAUGGGAACCACAACAAUCUUCAUCAAACCCAUCAGGAUUCUGUCACUCCGCCGCCAUCAAGUCCAACCGAGAUGGCUUAUUCCUACAAAAAAUCCCACCGAUACGGAAAUAUCCUUCCAUGUAGUCCCGACUCGAGUUCCACUCUCCCGAUGCAGACUGAUCAUUCUGUGAAUUUGCCAAGUCCGAAUUUGUCCAGUGGAAAUCUUUACACGAAUAUCCACUCAAGCAGCGGAAAUCUCCUGGCUUGUAGAGACAGUUCGAACUCCAGAGAUCAGAGUGGAAAUCCUCACUCGACAAGUCUCCUCCAUGGAAAUAUGGACAGUCCUGGACAUAUCAAUUCCAGCACCAGUUCCAUCAUUCAUUCGAAUGUUAGUCUGCAAAAAAGAAAGAGCAAGAGUCCAUCACCAUCGGCGACAUCAUCAACGAUUCUCUAUUCCAACCCGGGACAAAUGGAAUCUUCGGUUUAUCUAUCCUCCAAUCCGAGUGUUUCUCCAAUCCCAAUCCAGUCUCCAUCCUAUCCCUACUUGUACCAAAACAAUUUGCACAGUGUGACACCAUUGUCGAUCAAUUGCUACUCCCCGACACCAUCAACGAGUGUUUACGAGAGAAGUGAAAGAAGGCUGGAUGUUCCUAAUCAUCAGAUGCCUUCCUCGACGAUGCAGAUGGAGAGCAAUCAGCUGAUUGCUGGAACUCAUAAUCUUCAUUUGGGACAUCAUCCGGGCUUGACUAUUCAGAAUGCUUCGCUGAACAGAUACUCUCCAGCGAGUAGUCUCUCGCCGGAUGAUCAUGGAUGUUCCCAGAGUGGAUCCUUGAGUCCGAAUUCUCAAGGCUCCAGGGGAUACAGAUCUCUGCCUUAUCCCUUGAAAAAGAAGGAUGGGAAGAUGCAUUACGAGUGUAAUGUUUGCUGCAAGACUUUUGGACAGUUGUCGAAUCUGAAGGUGCAUCUGAGGACACAUUCUGGAGAGAGACCUUUCAAGUGCAAUGUCUGCACGAAGAGCUUCACCCAGUUGGCUCAUUUGCAGAAGCAUCAUCUGGUGCAUACAGGCGAAAAACCACACCAAUGUGAAAUUUGCAAAAAGAGGUUCAGCUCGACAUCGAAUUUAAAGACCCACUUGAGACUACACUCUGGUCAAAAACCAUACGCUUGUGAUUUGUGUUCGGCGAAAUUCACCCAAUUUGUCCACCUAAAACUCCAUAAAAGGCUCCACACGAAUGAGAGGCCCUACACUUGUCAGGGCUGUGACAAAAAAUAUAUCAGUGCUAGUGGACUCAGAACCCAUUGGAAAACAACAAGUUGUAGGCCCAACAAUAUUGAGGACGAACUCGCACUUGCAGCUGCGGUCGGUUCCCCAACUUAUUACGAAUACGGGCCUGACAUCAAUGUUGGAAACAUGUCGAAAGAAUGUGAGCUGGAACACAUCGAAAACUACGAAAGGCGCAAUGGGGCUCACGGGCCCCACUCAACGUCUCUGCACAACCUCGAAAAUUCAGUGGGACGUCCCAGUGUAAUAGAAUCGUCCCAACCACACAUUAUCGAGUGUACUUAAAAACUCAAAAAUCCUAAAAAUGCGAAAUCCAAUUUAAUUGAAUCGCAAAGGUGCACCAAAAAAAUGAGAAUGAAUCUCACCGCAGGACUUUUUACUCGAUAAGCUCGAUAUUGAGCUCGAAAAAAAACUUUUUUUCUAAAAGACUGUUUAGAGAGCACUUUAGUUCGAGUUAUCGAUUUCCUGUUACAAUUGCACCAAGGAAAGCCUCUUGCCUCUUUUAUUCACAUAACAAAAUUAAAAAAAAAAAUAUUAAAAAAUGGGGUCGUUGCAUGAAUUUUAAAUAAUGUAUGAUGUCACGCCUGGAAAAGACGGUUUUAACCAAUCCUGGUUCACGUGCUUCGAAUACUCUGCAGUGUUGGUUUGCAAUGUUGCUCUGCAAUACCGAGGCAAUUUUUCAAAGCAAAUUUGAAAAAAUAUUUUGCAAGGCAACUUUGCAACAUUGCUCUGCAAUGCUGAUGUACAUUUUUACCCUGCAAUGUUGCAACUUUGCCAAACAAAUUCCAAAGGUAAGUUUCCAAAGCUAAUUUGCAAGCCAUUUUUGCAACAUUGUCUUGCAAUGCUGAUAUGCGAUUCCCCUCUGCAAUGUUGAACUGCAACGUUGCUCUGCAACAGCGAGGCAACUUUUCAAAGCAACUUUGCAAGGCAAAUUUGCAAUGAAACUUUGCAAGGGAACUUUGCAAUGAAACUUUGCAAGGCAACUUUGCAAUGAAACUUUGCAAGGCAACUUUGCAAUGAAACUUUUCAAGGCAACUUUGCAAGAUUGCUCUGCACUGCUGAUAUGUAAUAUUCUCUCUGCGACAGUGAGGCAACUUUUCAAAGCAAAUUGGUUAGGCAACUUUGAAGAGAAACUUUGCGAAACAAAUUGGAAAAGUAACUUUUCUAAGCAAAUUUGCAAAGAAACUGUCGAAAGCAAAUUGGCAAAGCAACUUUGCCAAGCACACUUGGAAGGUAAGUUUUCAAAGCCAAUUUGCAAGCCAACAUUGCAACAUUGCCCUGCAAUGCUGAUAUGCAAUUCUUCUCUGCAAUGUUGAACUGCAAUGUUGCUCUGCAACAGCGAGGCAAAUUUGCAAAGCAACUUUGUCAAGCAAAUUUUCAAAUUUGCAACUCAACUUUGCAACAUUGCUCUGCAAUGCUAAGGUUGAUCUGUAAUGUUAAUUUGCAAUGUUGGCUUGCAAUGUUGAUUAAUUUGAUUAUGAAAAAUUAUAUAUUUAAAGAUAUGCAGUUACCACAUUUCAGGCUUCAAAAAAAAAACAUAAAAUCGUAAGAGGCUUUCCUUUUCCUCGAAGAGACUGGGUGUAGAAAAAGCUUUUUUUGUAAAAAAAAGCCUAAACAAAUGGCGGAUUUUGUCGACACCCGCCAAAGAUCAAGAUAAAAUAACAAAGAUCCAAGGAAAAAAACCAGUGACGACACGACUGCAACUAUACGAGACCUGUACCUGUACAUACUAACAUUAUUAUUAAUUAUUCAAUAAUUAAGGUACACUACGUCGCAUAAAGUUAAUAUAACUUAAAAAAAGCUCUAAUUUAUAUUAUAUUAUAUAUAAAUUAUCUCGUCUGCAGACGAGCGGAAGGCUGCGCGCACAGGUGUUGUUAAUUUCAAGCGCGAUACACUUUAUAUGAAUUUUAAUGAUAUAACUUAUUAAAAACCAUUGAAUCUAUUUAUACGAAAGUAGAACGUUUAAGAAAAAGAUUUAUUCGAUUCUUAUAGCUAUAUUACAAUACAAUAUUAAGAUAGAAUACAAUUUUCUCUUAAAUUCUAUUUAGGAUGCUCAAACUAAACUAUCGUCCAAAAUUCUGCAAUCACUUGCAAAUGUUUUAUUAGAUAGAUAUAGUAAUUUACAACUUUUAACUUAUAAACUUGAUAUUUUGAGAAUUUUUGGACGUUAGUCUAAAACAGAUCUUUUUUAUAAUAAGAAAUCUGCCUUCACCAUUGACUUUUGCACAAUUCUUCUUAAAAAUAUUUCAAUCCAUCAACAGCACGCAAUGUUCAUUUGCAAUGUUGCUGCAAAUUUGAAUUCCAUUUUUGCUGCAAUAUUGUGUGGCAAUAUUGCUGCAAUGAAAUUUCAAUAUUGCUUUGCAAUGUUGCUCAGCAAUGUGGCGUUUCUCUGCAAUUGUAAGUUGCAAUGUUGCUGCAAAGUUCAUUUGCAAUAUUGCUGCAAUGUCGUCCAAAAAUCGUGGAUGAAGAUUGCUGCAAUAUUGCUCUAAUGUUAUUUGCAAUAUUGCUGCAAAGUUGCAUGCUGCUGGGGAUUCUCAAAAUGGCGUUUGCAAGAUUUCUUAAAUAAAAAUUAGAAAGUUGUUUAUAAAGAUCUCUAAACUAGGAAUUGUGUUGUUAAAGGGUCUUUUGCGUCAAAGUAACUUGUUCAUCACGUAAGGCUGACUUACGGUUAGAAAAUCGCGCCAACUUGAUUAUUUUUAUACAUGUUUAUUUUUAUACUUAACUUUUUGUAAAUCUUUUCCAGUGCAAUAAUCUCGUAAUUGUAAGCGAAUUUCUCAUAAUUUAUCGCGAUCAUUCUUUUCUACGACUUUUUAUUCAUUGUUUUUUAUUAUUGGUAAAUCGAUUUACCAAACGAUCUUUUCUCCUGGAUGCCUUCUUUUUUGCUCACUACUUGUGCACAAUAAAAAUGUGCUGCAAAGUUGCAGGGAAACAUUUUAAAGCGAUAUUGCAGAGCAACUUUGCAAAGUGAAGUUGUAAGUCAAGAUUAUAAAUCAACACUGCAGCAACUUUGCAAAGAAACAUUGCAAGGUAGUGUUGCAGCAACAAUCCAUAGCAACAUUGCAAAAUAAGUUUACACAGCAAAUUUUCAAUGCAAUCAUGAAAAGCAACUUUGCAAAUCCACCUUUAAAAGAAAUAUUCAACAGCAACGUUGUAAAACAUCAUUGCAGCAAUGUUGAAAUAGAACUUUGCAAACCAACUUAACGAAUGAAUGUUGCAAAGCAAACUCACAAAUCAACUUUGCAAGGCAACUUUGCAAAUCAACUUUUUAACGGAAACUUUGCAAAGCAAAUUUGCAAAUCAACUUUGCCAGGCAACUUUGCAAGGAAAAAUAACAGCUAUAUGAAGGCAACAUUGUCGUAAAACUUCAUGGUCUGUACAGCAAAUUUGCAAGGCAAUCAUAAAAAGCAACUUUGCAAAGCCAAAUUCAAAAAGAAACAAUCAACAGCAACGUUGCAAUACAUCAUUGUAAAAAUGCUGCAAGUCAACUUCACAAACAACUUUGCAAAUCAACAUUGAAAAUGAACUUUGCAAGGCAAAUUUGCAAGGUAAAUUUGCAAGGUAAAUUUGCAAGGUAAAUUGGCAAAUCAAUUUUGCCAGGCAACUUUGCAAAGAAAAAUAACAGCUACAUUGCAGCAACAUUGUAGUGAAAUUUCAUAGAAACUUUACACAGCAACUUUGCAACGCAACAUUGAAAAGCAGCUUUGAAAAGCAGCUUUGAAAAGCAAUAUUUAAAAGGAAUUGUUAACAACAACGUUGUAAACCAUGAUUGUAGCAAUGUUGCCAAUCAACUUUCCAAGGCAACUUUUCAAAGCAACUUUGCAAAAUUUUUAUACAUUUUUUAUUUCCAAGGACCGCGUACUUCCAAUAAAGUAGUCGAUAAGUAAUUAUUUUUAAGCGUCAGACUGUAAACGACAGAGUCACUUUGAGCGCAGCCUACCGUCAAAAACGCAAUACAACGGAUAGUAUAGAAAGUGAUUCCAAAUUUUCAAAAGUUUUGAAUACUAUAAAUUUAGAAUCACUAUUUUAUAAUUGUACAUAUUAUAUAUAUUUACUCACGUAUCGCAGAUUCACGGGACCGUGCGUGGAACAAUUAAAACGAUAUUUUUAUUCCAACAAGUUGAUUUUUAUUUUGAAGGACUGCCCCUGAAAUAUAAAACAAAAAAAAGAAUAUCUAAUAAAUGGAAAUGGAAAUGGAAAUUCUCAUAUUUGGCCUAAAAAUUAAUCUAGACUUGUAAAUAAAAAAUCGUUUUGUAAAUCUAUUCGAAAAAUUGUGAUAUCAAUAAUAAUCGAUCAAAAAUUGGGAGAUUAUAUCCCAGUAUGAAGACUGAGGGUUUUAAAAAGUAAAGGGAAUCAAAAUUUACAAUGCUUUUCCUUAAUAUAAUUAAUUGCAAAAUUUUUCUUGAAACCUGUGAAUAUCUCGCAAAUAGAAAUUUAAAAAUUCGAAAUUCUCAUUCUUGUAAAUUUGUACAUUUUUAUUUCAGAGUCGAUGAGACUGUGUACAAUAAAUUUUAAUUGUAAGGACGAUUCGGCAGGUCCUUGUUAAUCUGAAAAUACGUGACAGGCAUUGCAGAAAUUUAAGGCAUUUUGUGGAAUGAAAAAGUACGCUAUAGUAGCGAUUUCUUUCAAACAAAUAAAAAAAUAAAAUAAAAAAAUGAAUUACAAAAACAAGCAGACAAAAGAGUUGAAAAAUUAUCGAAACACGGCGUCUCAAUCAAAA
This is a messenger RNA of Belonocnema kinseyi, 7251 nucleotides long. RefSeq names its product PR domain zinc finger protein 1-like (gene Blimp-1). Gene Ontology annotation, cellular component: cytoplasm; nucleus. The record is from RefSeq and is a predicted model, not a curated record. Gene Ontology annotation, biological process: regulation of transcription by RNA polymerase II; cell fate commitment. NCBI's taxonomy places the organism in Eukaryota, Metazoa, Arthropoda, Insecta, Hymenoptera, Cynipidae. Gene Ontology annotation, molecular function: histone deacetylase binding; RNA polymerase II cis-regulatory region sequence-specific DNA binding; DNA-binding transcription repressor activity, RNA polymerase II-specific. The coding region runs from base 159 to 2819 and encodes 886 amino acids. The transcript is spliced from 8 exons.